Molecule: messenger RNA, 2979 nt
Organism: Dalotia coriaria
Lineage: Eukaryota; Metazoa; Arthropoda; Insecta; Coleoptera; Staphylinidae
Product: RNA-binding protein 5-like
Exons: 11
Coding region: 206-2848 (880 amino acids)
Biological process (GO): mRNA splicing, via spliceosome
Cellular component (GO): nucleus
Molecular function (GO): RNA binding
Source: RefSeq, a predicted model, not a curated record
CGGUGCGGUGCUAGCUGAAAAACCGAUAGUACACAUAAACACAUAUUCCACAACACACAAGUAUUUAGAUUAUUUCAAGCAGUCACUAUCAUCCACAACGCAAUAUCAAACUGUUGAUAAAACGUGUGAGUGUACGCCAUGUUCCGCAGCCUCAUGGUAUGCAACCUCUAGCAAUAACACAUAACAUAAUACAAAAGCAUGUGUAAUGAAUAAUAUGCGUGGAAAAGAUUCGCCGUAUCAGUCCGCAGACAUGUACAAUCGUCGCAGUCGAUCGAAUUCGCGCGGCAGGCGUUAUUCGCGUUCCAACUCAAGGUCGCACUCGCCGCCCUCAAGAAAACGACGCACUCACAAACAUCAUCGCUAUGAUAGAGAGCCAUCAAUUGAAGAAGACCGAGAGCGGGAUUAUCGACGAGAUAAGGAGUAUUUCUAUGAGGAGAAAGAACGCAGUCAGAGCCGUGAACGUGAUCAUCGUGAGCGAAAAGAACGGCAUCGCGAUUCGCACAGGGAGAAAGAUUACAGAAGGAGUUCAGGAGGUAGUUCAAGAUGGGGAGAUGAUAGGUCUAGGGAUAGAGACCGAGAGAGGUAUAGGGAUAGAGAACGUGAUCGUGAUCGAGAAAACGGACGAGAAAGUGAUGACAGUGAUAGUUCAUGUGGUGGUGCGUUACUAGGCGCGAGUGGGUCGGAAAUCAUUGGCUACAAGAGUCAACCACCUAAUCACACAAUAAUGAUCAGAGGACUUGCUCAACACAUAACAGAAAAUGAUAUAAGACAAGAUAUUAUCCAGUGUGGAUUGAUGCCCAAAGAUAUUCGUCUAAUUCGCAAGAAGGACACAGGUGCGUCGCGCGGUUUUGCCUUUGUCGAGUUUUCAACGGUAGGAGAGGCAGUCCGAUGGAUGGAAAUGAAGCAGGGCAUUUUAAUGCUGCAAGAUCAGUAUAGAGCUAUCAUGCAAUAUAGCAUUCCGAAAGAGUUGUGUCCGCAAAAUGAGAAGGCACCAUCGCACAAAGCAUCAGCCGACUGGUUCUGUAUCAAAUGUGGUGCUCAAAAUUUCAAACGCCGUGAACUUUGCUUCAAAUGUCACGCUUCACGAAUGGAAAGCGAAGAAGGCGGCAGUGGUAGUGAUGAAAUUUGUAAUUACACCACAAAAACGAUCAUGUUGAGAAACUUGGAUGCAUUGACAACAGAAGAUACAAUCAUGUCCGUCCUGAGUAAUGUAAUAGAAGAACACGUGAAGAAAAUAUCCGCGGUUGCAAUCGGUCGUGAUCCUUUGACGUCCACAUCGCGUGGAAUUUGCUAUCUAGGUACCGAGUCCACCGUGGACGCGUUGAGCAUUUUCGGUGCGUUGAAUAAUUUAAGUCCGCCAUUAAGCAUCGAUGGGAAAACAGUCAUAUUGAGUUACUGCAAGUACAACAUGGGCGACACGAAGCAUUUGUACUCGGAGCCGGAGAAUAACUUCAGCAGCAGUGCCUCGGUACCAACGAACUACACCCUCAACGAUGUGGAUAGUUUAGCAGAGUACUCCGCUAAUAAAUACGCAAAGAACGCUGCCGAAUAUCAGCAUUAUUUCAAUUAUUAUAAGCAUUACUUUACUCAGCAGAUCAAUGCUGGUAAUUCGAUUACUUUACAACAGGAGAACCAAAUGGAUGCAGCGAAUGCAGCUGCUGCUGUCGCACAAUCUGCGAUUCAACAAUUACAAGCGAAUAAGACUUUCUUUGACACUACACAUAUGUCUGUACCGAAUGGUACUGAUGGAAAAAGAUAUCCAAUACCGGAUGUAACAAAAUACACCUAUGAGAAAUCAAGCGGAUAUUACUACGAUGCAUCAACGGGUCUCUACUACGACCAGAAUUCACAAUAUUAUUGGAACAGUGUCAUCCAGAAGUAUCUCUACUGGGACCGCGAGAAAUUAACCUAUGUCCUCGCUCCGAGUAACUACGAUCAGACUGGUGUGGCCCAACCACCUGCCGAAGAACCCCAACAAUCCAUUACAAAGAAAACCAAACCGGAAAAACAAGACAAGGUGAAAGUGGCGAAGAAAAUCGCCAAAGAUAUGGAGCGUUGGGCGAAAACCCUCAAUCAGAAGAAGGAUGCUCAACCACAACGUCCCUACGACUCAAUCUACGGUGCUUCGAACGCUUCGGGAUCAGCAGAUAUCGGUUUCUCCGUCCUUGAAAAGAAAGCCAACCAGAACCACAUCAGUAAUGGUUACACAGAGUCUGAUAUGUCCAAUGCGCAAACUCCGCUUGUUGCCGCCUAUGGCGGCGAGAGUGAAUCCUCUGACGAAGAGGAAAAGACUAAAAUCAACGAUCUUGACUUCUUGGACUUCAACACGCUCAUCUGCAACCUAUGCAAACGCAUGCUGCCGAAUUCAGACGCGUUAACGAAACAUGCGCAGUUUUCAGCGAUUCACAAACAAAACUUGGAGAAUCUAAAGUCAAAGAAGCGCAAAAUCGACAGGGAUAAUGAUAAACAGACGAUUUAUCGCGACCGCGCCAAGGAGCGACGUUUAAAAUACGGCGAUCCUGAUGAACCAGCACCCAGUAAGCUCAAGGAGAAGUACCUGAAGUCCAGGGAGAUGGAAAUGCCACCCGUGACUUCCUCAGUGUUGGAACCCAUCGGGGCUGAUAACAAAGGCAACAAACUGCUGCAGAAAAUGGGUUGGACUGAAGGCCAAGGCUUAGGCAAGUCCAAUCAAGGCAGGACCACCAUCAUUCAAGCCGAACAACGUGUUAGCUCCGUUGGGCUAGGGAGCAAAUCAGGCACGUAUCAAGCUGUCGCCGGCGAAUCAUACAAAGACUGUGUGAAGAAAAUGAUGUACGCGCGGUAUCAAGAGUUGUCCGAGAAGGAUUAAGUGCACGCUGAGUUGAAAUUGUGCCAAACGCAAACAGUUGACAUUUCAUUUCUAUUGAUUUACUUAUUACGAUGUUAUAACUGAUGAUUGUAUGGUUGUACAAUAAUAUUAAAGCAAAACUGUACCACUUA